GUAGAUUCCAUAUUUUAUCUCUGAUCAAUUGGUAGUAUCAUAUAUUUAUUUAAUAUUUUCGUAGUUUUCAAGGAUUUAUAAACUUUAUCGGGAAUUAAAGAAAUAAUUUCUAACAUAUAAGAUGUCGACAGUUCCAGUUAGUGAAUUAACCAAGGAGCAGAGGGAAGAAUUGAUGUGCGUUUAUUCCUCCCUUGUCCUCUACGAUGAUGGCCUAGAUGUUACUCAAGACAACAUUCUUAAACUAGUUAAAGCAGCAAAGGGAGACAUGCAACCAUUUACUCCGAUGCUUUUCGCCCGCGCAUUGAAGGGAAAGGACCUAGGAUCAUUAUUAUCAGCUGUUGGAUCCGGUGCCGCCGCAGCUCCUGCCGCUGCUUCCGCUUCAUCAGCAGCCGCACCUGAAGAAUCUGCAAAGAAGGAGGAAAAGAAAGAAGAAGAGGAGGAAGACGAAGAUAUGGGAUUCUCACUCUUUGAUUAAUCUCAACCACCCAAUUCUUCUAAUUUACUCUUUUUCAUA
Molecule: messenger RNA, 514 nt
Organism: Theileria parva strain Muguga
Lineage: Eukaryota; Apicomplexa; Aconoidasida; Piroplasmida; Theileriidae
Gene: RPLP1
Product: 60S acidic ribosomal protein P1
Exons: 2
Coding region: 122-475 (117 amino acids)
Biological process (GO): translational elongation; cytoplasmic translation
Cellular component (GO): ribosome; cytosolic large ribosomal subunit
Molecular function (GO): ribonucleoprotein complex binding; structural constituent of ribosome; protein kinase activator activity
Source: RefSeq, a predicted model, not a curated record